CGAACAGGACAUUUUUUUUUCUCCCUAUAUUGCGAAGCGAUGCUCUCCCGCCGACUAGCGGCCGCCGCCGGCUACGCGAGGCUGCUGUCCGCCUCCGCCCCGGCGGCGUCAACAGGAGGAACUGGAGGGGCGAGUUCCGGCGGGGGCGGGGACACGCUGGGGAAGCGUCUGCUGAAGCUCAUCUACCCGAAGCGGAGCGCGGUGGUGGUGCUGCGCCGAUGGGCGGAGGAAGGCCGGGCGGUGCACAAGUACCAGCUCAACCGCGUCGUCCGCGAGCUCCGCAAGUGCCGCCGCUUCAAGCACGCCCUCGAGAUUUGCGAGUGGAUGAGGACGCAGCCGGAGAUCAGGCUGCUGCCGGGGGACCACGCCGUCCACCUCGACCUCGUCGCCAAGGUGCGGGGCCUGGCCAGCGCCGAAAAGUUCUUCGAGGACGUCCCCGAGCGGGCCAAGGGGCCGUCCACCUGCAACUCCCUCUUGCACGCCUACGUGCAGCACGGCGCCCGGGACAAGGCCGAGGCCAUGCUCAAGGAGAUGGCUGGCGCAGGGUACCUCACCUGCGCACUCCCAUUCAACCACAUGAUGUCGCUCUACAUGUCGACCGGCGAGCUGGAGAAGGUGCCCGAGAUGAUCAAGGAGCUCAGGAGGUACACCAUCCCAGACCUGGUCACGUACAACAUAUGGCUCACCUACUGCUCCAGGAACAACAGCGUGAAAAGCGCGGAGAAGGUCUUUGAUCUCAUGAAAGAUGACAGGGUGGUCCCUGACUGGAUGACCUUCAGCCUGCUGGCCAGCAUUUACAUCAAUGCCGGUCUUCAUGUCAAAGGCCGGGAUGCGCUUGUGGAGAUGGAGAAGAGGGCCUCCAGGAAGGAGCGAGCCGCCUACUCAUCACUACUCACCAUGUACGCAAGCCUGUCAGAUAGAGGUAACUUGGACAGGGUGUGGAGCAAGAUGAGACAAACCUUCAGGAAGUUCAGUGACGCCGAGUACAAGUGCAUGCUUACUUCGCUUACAAGGUUUGGCGAUAUUGCAGCAGCAGAGUGCGUUUACGGCGAAUGGGAGUCAGAGUCAGGAACAAAAGAUUCAAGGAUCCCAAACACCAUCCUUUCAUUUUACAUCAAGAAUGGCAACAUGGAGAAGGCAGAGAGUUUUCUUCAAUACAUUGUGCAGAAAGGAGUCAAGCCCAGCUAUAGCACUUGGGAGUUAUUCGUUUGGGGUUACCUUGGCAACGACGAGAGGACGGCCAAAGUUAUGGAAUGCCUUAAGAAAGCAUUGUCAAGCUUGGAGAAAUGGGAGCCAAACCCACAACUCGUCGCGGCUCUUUUUUCGCAGAUUGAGAAGAGAGGUGACAUUGAAGCUGCAGAGGAGCUCCUCGUUGUGCUUAGAGAUGCAGGCUAUGUCACAACUGAGAUAUAUAACUCAGUCCUGCGCACGUACGCUAAAGCUGAAAUGAUGCCUCUGAUAAUUGAUGAACGAAUGGACGAGGAUAAGGUCUCAAUGGAUGACGAAACUAGGAGAUUGUUGAAAUCGACUAGCAAGUACCCAAUUGGUGAAGUUUCAACAAUAAUGUCUUGAGAUGUAAUAAUAGGCUGUGUUAGAUUGGAUGCUCCAGGAUGUGAUGCUUGUUGAUAUGACCUGUCAUGGUUCAUUUGGAUUUACAAAUCUGAAGCAGAAUGAUGGCAGGCAUAAACUUGAACUAAUACGUAGCUUCCGUUCUUGGAGUUGAAUAA
Molecule: messenger RNA, 1727 nt
Organism: Triticum urartu
Lineage: Eukaryota; Viridiplantae; Streptophyta; Magnoliopsida; Poales; Poaceae
Product: Pentatricopeptide repeat (PPR) superfamily protein
Cellular component (GO): mitochondrion
Molecular function (GO): protein binding
Source: RefSeq, a predicted model, not a curated record